Erigeron canadensis is the source of this 596-nucleotide messenger RNA. Its product is annotated as MAPK kinase substrate protein At1g80180. Lineage: Eukaryota; Viridiplantae; Streptophyta; Magnoliopsida; Asterales; Asteraceae. The coding region runs from base 54 to 329 and encodes 91 amino acids. The transcript has a single exon. The record is from RefSeq and is a predicted model, not a curated record.
ACCCAGGUUUGACUUCGUUCGAGCACAUUGAUCAUAAAUAGUUAACUACAUAUAUGGCUGGAUUACCAAGGUCAGAUAUCUCGUUUAGACGAUCAGGUUCAUCAGGACUUGUUUGGGAAGAUAAGUUGUUAUCAGGGGAGCUUAAGCCAAGAAAUGAAGUAGGAAGAGAAAAAAACGAGCCACAAAGAUCAGCCCCCAAACCAUAUCGAACCACAGAUGUUGCGCCUGCUAUUGACCCUCCAUCACCUAAGGUAUCCGGCUGUUGUGCCAUAUUUGGCAAAGCCACCACCACUCAGAAGCCGAAAAGAAGAGGCCACGGCAAGUCAUGAUUACCCAAAAAUUUUAUUAAUUGCAUUCUUUCGGGUCAAGUUUCUGUUCUUUUGAUCCUUGUGAAAGAGUCUUUGGGUGGUUACACCAGUUGUAGGCAAUUAGUUUGGCUGAAAGUUGACAACACAACUUUUUUUCACCUUCAUUUUGUGUGACAAAGAUUGUGUAACUAGUUUCACCCAAACUAAUAGCUUUGUUGACUACACAACAUCGAUACAUACAUAUAUGUUGUAUUUUUUUUAUGUUAGUUAUCUAUAUAAAUAUAUGAU